Molecule: messenger RNA, 2147 nt
Organism: Xiphophorus maculatus (southern platyfish)
Lineage: Eukaryota; Metazoa; Chordata; Actinopteri; Cyprinodontiformes; Poeciliidae
Gene: tcf4
Product: transcription factor 4-like
Exons: 9
Coding region: 1015-1716 (233 amino acids)
Biological process (GO): regulation of transcription by RNA polymerase II
Cellular component (GO): transcription regulator complex
Molecular function (GO): RNA polymerase II cis-regulatory region sequence-specific DNA binding; DNA-binding transcription factor activity, RNA polymerase II-specific
Source: RefSeq, a predicted model, not a curated record
UGCAAAUUUUUCUCACAGAUUUUUUCCUUCCACUAAACUUUCCACUGAACAUAUCCAAGCGGUUUCUUCAGUAGUGACCUUUUUGCAGCUCUCCCUCCCAUAACGGGACAUUUCUUCUUUAAAAACACAGUCACGUUCUUGUUUCCUGGAUAUUUUUAUUGUUUUGUGAGGAAACUUUCCGCUCAAAUUAACGCAACUUGAAACAUGUCCCCCUGCGUGGCCUGCGUGGGGUUUUUGAUGGGAAUUAAUGAAAUAAAUGCGGGUUUGGGUGAUUCGUGGAGACGCACCUGUGUUUGUUUCCUAAUUAUCGCGGAUGAAAGCAGCCAAUCACCGCAUCAAACCGCCAGUCAAUCAAAGCGUCUCGUCUGUUUUCUGCUUCUUCCAGCUUUAGUUGUGCGCUCAGAGUUUCUGCUCGCUCCUGCAGCCGCAGCAGCUGUGAGCUAGGUGGCCGCACUCCCGCAUUUAUCACGCAGCCAGCCACGCAUCCAGGCAGGCAGCGCCGCGCAUGGGCUCCGUCCUGCGCACCGGGGGAUCUCCAGCAGCCGCAGCCGACAGGAGCGCACUGCCAUCCGGCUUGGGAGCAGCGCGCAUCCCGCCUGGACUCUCCCUCUGAAACACUCAGCUUUUUCUUUUCUUUUCUUUUUUCUUUUCUUUUUUUGGUGGGUUUUUUUGCGGCUGGAAAAGAAGAGCGAGUGAGUGCGGAGUGAGGGGGGGAAACACGCGAAAACACUCCCCUCUUCUCUUCUUUUUAUUUCCUGUCAGUUUGUUUUAUUUCCUGCUGCCAGAAACCAGGAACCGGGACUGAAGCGAGCCGCAGCUCGGAGGAUGAAGCCGAACUAGCCCCGCUGGUCGCGGCUCCGCGCUCGUUUUUCUGGAUUUAUUCCGCUGUGGAGGGAAAAAAAAGCAGAAGAAGCGACCCGGUGCGCACAGAGCCCCUCUACUCUUCCUCUUCCUCUUCCUCUCCUCUUCCCCCCUCCUGUCUCCUCUCCAUCUCUCUGUCCGUCUGCUGUGUCCAUGUUUGUAGGUGAUUUAGCUAAAAUGCACCAUCAUCAGCAGCGGAUGGCCGCGUUGGGGACGGACAAGGAGCUGAGCGACCUGCUGGAUUUCAGCGCGAUGCCAAACAGCGAUUUGAAAAUGUUCCCAACAUCCAUGAUGUUUUCCCCUCCUGUUAGCAGUGGAAAGAACGGACCCACCUCCCUGGGGAGCGGACAUUUCUCCGGCUCAAGUAUGGAGGAAAGAACAAAUGCAGCUUCAUGGGCGAGUGGAAGUCGCUCCUCUAAGAGUUACGCCGACGGAUCGCAGUUCAUGGCGUCACAUGACAGCCUCUCGCCUCCGUACUCAAACUCCAGGCUAACAGGUAAAUCGGAGAGGAGUUCUUACCCGUACGGCAGGGAGUCCAACCCACACUGCCAUCAGGCGGUUCUGGGCGGCGAGCUGGCGAUGGGCAGCCCCAGCGCGGCGUCGCCCACCAAGCCGGCGGGUCAGUACUACCAGCACUACGGGUCCAACCCGCGCAGGAGAGCGCUGCACAUGGACGCCAUGGAGGUCCACACAAAAAAAGUGCGGAAGGUCCCUCCCGGCUUGCCGUCCUCAGAAACGUCUCCGUCUGACCCAGAGCGGCCGUCCUCGGCGAUCCGCCGCCGCCCGUCUCUGAGCGGCUACUUCCUGCCUCGCCGGCGCCCCCUCCCUCCGCGCCUCAGAUGUGGUUUUGUUUAAAGUUGACAGCGUUAAUUAAAUUAAGCCGGGUCUUGCAGAAGGCGCAGUAGGAGAGCCGGCGGUCCCCGGUGGGCCGUGGGCGGAUCAGGACCGGGGGCAGAGCUGCGGUUCGGUGAGCCACACUGCCCCCCGCAGGCCGCCCCUGGGACAGCAGCUGAGUCUGAAGAGACGUUUCCAGUCUGAGCUGCAGUUUGGGUUUUCCUCCUGACUCCCAGCGGAGCCGGUUGGAUCUGAGGUCCGUUCUUCCACUGCGCGCCGGAUUGUUGUGCAGAAACAGGAAGAGGAAUUUAGAGCAGCUUAUUGUUGCCUGAAUCAUCUGGCAUCCUGUUAUUUCUGCCCGUUGGUCUGAACGAUUCCAGUUCAGUUUGAUGCUGCUGCAGAAAGAAACACUUUAAAAUAAAACACAGUUACAUUUAUUAAAAUAUGAGUUU